Aspergillus luchuensis is the source of this 1788-nucleotide messenger RNA. Its product is annotated as cytochrome P450. Bases 1 to 1788 code for a protein of 595 amino acids. The record is from RefSeq and is a predicted model, not a curated record. Gene Ontology annotation, molecular function: heme binding; oxidoreductase activity, acting on paired donors, with incorporation or reduction of molecular oxygen; iron ion binding. The transcript has 4 exons. NCBI's taxonomy places the organism in Eukaryota, Fungi, Ascomycota, Eurotiomycetes, Eurotiales, Aspergillaceae.
AUGUCUAUGCGCAUAAUUGUCUUUGAAAUGAACGCCAUUCGUGCACUAUCGCUGAAACUAGAAACCAUUUCAUUUCGUGCUAUGUGGAUAGCGAAAACCAUGGCCGGUCUAUGUGGGUUCAUUCUUUUUCAUCUCCUGGGUGAGCCCGUGGCAACCGCUCGAGAGAUCGAAGUGGACUCAUCGCUAGAUUAUGAUGGGCUUAGAAACCUAAUCGCUGCGCAUUUUGCGAUAGUUGACCCCAAUGGCAUUGGCUUUCAGUCUGAAGACGCCGUCUUCACCAGUGUGGCUGAGAUCGUCGCUUCUGAAACCCCAAUUAGUAUCGCCAUUGAUGGGAAACCGGUGAGAGAGGUCCCGGGGCCAAAGGGGCUUCCGAUAAUUGGAAAUUUCUUUGAAAUCUAUCCCGAUCACUUGGGCAACCACCAGCGCUUGUUUGAGCAGUACGGGCCUCUCUUCAAGACUACUAAUUACGGUCGCACGGUAUACCACACGAACGACCCAGAGCUCAGUGCGAUUGUUUUCUCGGAAAGUGAUUUCUUCACUAAGAAAAUCAACGAAUCCCAUCCGCUUCAUGCAAUCAAAAACAAGGAAGCGGGUGUGUUCCUCGGCGACACCGACACACCUGAAUGGAGAACUGCCCAUAAAUUUCUCCCUCCCGCAUUCGGACCAAAGGCUGUCCGUCAUUAUGCGCCGGUCAUGCAGCAGACGGUAGAGGAUGCCUUCAAAGUGUUUGAUGCUUUUGAUGAGCAAGGCGAAGCGUGGAAUGUCUAUCAAUACAUGUUGAAGCUUGGCUCUCAGGCGGUUGGAAAGCUAGUCUUGGGCAUUGACUUCCAACACUUCUCCAACAUGAAUGCACCCCCGCAUGAAUUGAUCCUUCUGAUUGCCGAGUCCCUUGAAUUGAACAAGAAGAUCACUGCCAGAGGUGACUGGUACGCCAAGCUGCCCUUCGGAGACCCUAAACGCCUUCAACAAAUCCGUGGUCAGGUCUGGAACAUUGUCGACGAGUCCAUCCAGAACGCUAGUCGUGGUGGUGUUGAGGAUCUCCCACUUCAGGAUGCCGCCCUAAAAGCCCAUAACAUGAUUGACUACGCUAUCCGGGCGACGGAUAACAAAGGCGAAAAGUUGCCCAAAACGAGCUUAAUCCAAGCAUUGGUUGUCGCAACUGGAGCUGGCUUCACCACCACCAGCUCGCUGCUGUCAUGGUUGAUUUACAGUCUCGUCAACUACCCUGGUGUGCAGGAUAGGCUUUUGCAAGAGCUCGUGGAUAACGGCAUCGACGCUGAUACGCAAAUCACCGCCGACCUGACCGACCGUUUGACAUUCAUGGACAAGUUUAUUAAAGAAACCCAGCGCCGACACAACCCGUCCUACCAACCCGCGCGUACAGCCAAGGUGGACAUGAUUCUGCCUGGUGGCUACAAACUGCCUGAAGACUCGGUCGUCAUCGGCGCACUUCAUCACCUUCAUAACAAUCCCGACGUCUGGGACAACCCGACGCGUUUCAACCCAGACCGAUGGGAUACUGAAGAGGUCAAGAACCGACACAAAUCGUCCUACAUUCCCUUUGCGGCCGGUCCUCGGAUGUGCAUCGGCUUCAACUUUGCUCUUCAAGAAGUUAAGGUGUUCUUGCCGAAACUGGUAUACCGGUACAAGUUCACCAAGGAGACUGACGGCCCGAUUGAGUACGAUCCUAUGUUCCAGCUGAUCAGGCCGAAUAACCUGUAUGUACGGGCUGAACGGCGCGUCAAGUGGCCGCCGAAGACGGAGACUCCUAUGACGGCGUCGCUUUGA